Molecule: messenger RNA, 1514 nt
Organism: Acanthopagrus latus (yellowfin seabream)
Lineage: Eukaryota; Metazoa; Chordata; Actinopteri; Spariformes; Sparidae
Gene: zp3c
Product: zona pellucida glycoprotein 3c
Exons: 8
Coding region: 70-1470 (466 amino acids)
Biological process (GO): binding of sperm to zona pellucida; egg coat formation; positive regulation of acrosome reaction
Cellular component (GO): extracellular matrix
Molecular function (GO): acrosin binding
Source: RefSeq, a predicted model, not a curated record
CGCUGCUAUGACAUUCAGUCUGUUUAGUUGAGGCAUUAGCCUUGGUGGGAGGCAACUGCUGGAGGGAAAAUGGAGCUGAACUGUGCUGGAUUUUUACUAUUGAUGUUUUGUUCUGCCUAUAGUUAUCAGUUAAGAAGUGGACCCAGAUAUGGUGCAUUUGUGCAUGACCCUGAGCUGGAGUGGGAGAGAAUGCAGACAGUGAUCGGCGAAGAAAUGAAACAAGUCCCUGCGCCUGAACCCAAAUUCUGGAAGAGUGUGGCACGUAGUCAAACACCAGUACCAGAAGCAAAGAAAGUUCCUGAGUUUCUAAUAGUCUCGGCCUCUGAUCUCCAGAAAGAGGUGUUCAAGCCAGAAAAGGGUGCCAGACCUCUCCCUUCCUCGAUCUCUAAAAUGUUACUUGAAGCUACUGCUGCUCCUACAACUGCUGCAGCCGAUACCAGACCAAAACUGGUUGAAGUCCUGUGCCAUGUUGACAGAAUGUAUGUAAGAAUCAGGAAGGAGGUCUUUAAGUAUAAGGAUGCAUAUAAAUACAUUAAACUAGGCAGCUGUCCUGUUAAUCAGGGCACCAAAGACCAUUACUACUUCCUAUACCUUCUGAAAAAUGACUGUGGAUUCAAGAAAGAGAGUAAUGUGAAUGAUUUGUCCAUUCGCAAUACCCUCUACUACAAGCCAGAUGGUCCGGUCUUAAGGGCAAUGCCAUUUGAUGUCCCCUUGCAGUGUAAAUUUCCCAGAUUUUUCCACUCCUUCAAAGCUGGUUUCUAUCCCAACCUACAGGGAGGAACAAUUCGCAAAAUGCUCCAACCAAAAAGUAGCUUUACAAUUACCCCUCUAGAUGCAUCGGGUAAUGAAAUCACAGGAUCCAAAACUUACACCUUGGGCCAGCCGAUGUACUUUCAGGCCAAAGGACCAGACAGUUCUGGAUCUCAGAGGAUGUACAUCAACAAGUGCUUCAUGACAGCCUCCCAAGACUCGACUUCAAAUCCUAAAUAUACAGUCAUUGACAACCAAGGCUGCAUGAUCGAUAGCAAGGUGACCGUACUGUCAAAGUUCCUCACUGGCACCUCAAAGAUGGUCCAGAAAUUCAGCGUGGGUGCUCUGAUUUUCAAGGACACAGCUUCUACCUCGUCAACACGGCAACUCUACAUGCACUGUGAUAUCACAAUGGGGUCACUUACACCAACUCCGAGUUCAAAGGCCUGCAGUUAUGAUGCAACUGCCAAAAAAUGGAAGGAGCUGUACGGUGACGACUCCGUGUGUACCUGCUGUGAAACCACCUGCACCUCAGCACUGCCGAAGGCUUCAAGAACUAUGAUCUCUAGCCACUCUUGGAAGGUUGACUUGAGCAGCCAGAAUGGAUAUGCAGAGGUCGAUCCGCAGAUGAAAUCCUUUGACACUGACGCCUUCAGUUUGGAGGACCCCGACAUGGCCGAGCAUAUAGGCUUUCUGAACUACUGGGAUCAUGAUUACUGAAUUGUCAUGUCAGAAUUUUAAAUACAGUAAUUUCUCAAACUUUG